AAUUUAUAUUAAAAAAAUGGGAUUCGGCACAAAUCCAAUUUAGAAUUAGAAUCAUGAAGAUAAGAGUUAAUAUGGAAUAACAGGUAGACCUUAAUAGAAUGAUGUCCAUUCAAUUUAUGUAAAAGGAUCGUCACCAUGGUGGAAUAGAUGGUGGGCUACUCGUGAUAUGUUUUAAGAGCAUCAUUGGGAAGUUCUGUAUAUAAUAAAAAUUAAAUAUAUUUAGAACAUGUGCUAAAUUUGCUUUUAAAGGUGCUCUUACUGCAAUAUUAAUUGGUGCUACUUACCAAUUUAAACAAUUAUCAGUUAAUGCAUUAGAAGUCAAUAAAGGAAGAGUUUUUGCAAGUAAAAAUGCAUUUACAGGUCCUGUAUUUCUUGCUCUUAAAUAAGCAUCAAGACAUGGAACACUUGGUGCUUUAUUUGGAGUUACAUACUUUUUUUGGUUUUAUUAAUUAGUUUGUUCAAGAGGUCAUGAACAUACAUUUAAUAGAUACGUUUAUGGUCAUGCUGCAUUUGGAGCAGCUUUAGCAGCAUUUUUCAGUAUUAGAAGAGCUGGUAUUGGUGCUAUACUUGGAGGUACAAUAGGUAUAUACUCUAAAAAUAUUUUAGGAUGGAUUUAUUAUAAUACAGCACAUGGAAAUUUAUAAAUUGGAAAUAAAGCAGAAGAAGGAAUUAAUUUUGAAUUCAAGGGAUUAACACCAUAAUAAAGAGAAGUUAUUAAAUAGAGAGAUUUGAUUAGUCAUUUGAGUAGAACACCAGAAUUCAAAUUAAAUUUAUUCAAUAAAGUAUGAAAAUUACAAACAUAUAAUAUAAUAAUUUAAUAUAUCACUCAAG
This is a messenger RNA of Paramecium sonneborni, 831 nucleotides long. NCBI's taxonomy places the organism in Eukaryota, Ciliophora, Oligohymenophorea, Peniculida, Parameciidae. The record is from the annotation of a GenBank genome assembly.